GGUAUGAAGGAGCAACUGAGCAGCGGUGACUCCACCUCCUCCUGGACCAGGACAAGUCUGGUGGGGGCUCUGAGCUUCUCUCCCUCAGAGCUCUUCAGUCUCUGUGCUGCUGAGGAUCUAAAGCUUCAGCGUCCAGCCCUCACCUCCACCCCCGUCUGUUCCCUCAAACACCCCCACACCACCAACAGCACCCAGGACGAGCCCUGUCUGCACUGCAGCAGCCUCAGCACCCAGACUCCCUCAGAGAUCAGAGAGAGGAUCAGAGCGCUGUGGGCGUCGGCUCCUCAGACACCAACACCACUGAGGACCACUACCUGCAGCCAGGACCAGGUCUCAGUUUGUCAGAGCAGGAUGAUGAAUGAGACGUGGGAGGAGACGAGCGUCGACCCCGACAGCAGCUCUGAGGUCCAGGGGGAGAGUCUGCUGACCUCCAUCCUGCAGGUCCAAGCAGAGUCUAGCUCUGCCCAGCAGCAGGUCCAGGAGGAGUCCAGCUCCGCCCCCCGCUGUGAGGAGUUUGGCUGUUUCCCGCUGGAGGGACAGGUGGAGGUGUGGUGGUGUCAGCAGCCAGUCAGUUACCUGUCCUCUCCAGACUGUCCCGCCCACAGACUGAACCCCUUCGAGCUGAGUGGAGAGUUACAGGUGAUGAUGUUUGGGAAAACAGACGAUCAGAUGAGUCUGACGGAGCAGGCCCGACUCUAUGUGGAGCCCUGAUCUUCAUCGUCUUCGUCCUCAGUGAUCAGCUGAUCAGCUGAUGUCAGCAGGGAACAGAGUUCAUGAUGACGAUCUGUCUGAGUUCAACAGGUCAGAGUGUUAACUCCAUUUAUAUCCGUCUGCAAAGACACUUUCAUCUUCGUCUUCUUCAUCUUCAUCAUCCUCCUCAUCCUCAGCCCUGUGGUGGGAACCUGACUGUGUGAAUGUGUUUUAAUGUAACGUCUGUGAAUCAUGAGUCGGCUGACUGCAGAG
Messenger RNA from Seriola aureovittata, 963 nucleotides. Its product is annotated as myb-related protein A-like. The record is from RefSeq and is a predicted model, not a curated record. The transcript is spliced from 6 exons. Bases 4 to 711 code for a protein of 235 amino acids. Lineage: Eukaryota; Metazoa; Chordata; Actinopteri; Carangiformes; Carangidae.